Messenger RNA from Vicia villosa (hairy vetch), 843 nucleotides. RefSeq lists its product as uncharacterized. Lineage: Eukaryota; Viridiplantae; Streptophyta; Magnoliopsida; Fabales; Fabaceae. The transcript is spliced from 2 exons. The record is from RefSeq and is a predicted model, not a curated record. The coding region runs from base 1 to 843 and encodes 280 amino acids.
AUGGUGCUGCUAGGGCAUGAAUUGAUGAAGACGACAAGCAAUCAUGGCAAGUCGGACGAUGAGUUAGACUUGCAGGAGAGGAGUACUAAGAAGGUGAAAGAAGGGAACCAUGUCUUCGAUGCUUCGGCAUCGAGCCCUCUUAACUAUUCUGAUGUUUUAGUGUUGCAGCCGGUGGAAGGUGAACACAAGAAAAAAUACCGUGACAAACUGAUAGGGACCUCACUACAGGUAGUUGGGGAGGAACAUGCAGAGGAGGAGGAUGGUGAUAUUGAGGCUGAUAACGAGGGUGAGGAGACACGCAUGAGGGUUGAGGAAGUGACAAUUGGCGGAUACGAAUGCCCAAAUUUUGUAUUUUCUAAGAAGGAAGAACAACGACUCUAUCGUCCUUGGCGACGGGGUUUAAUUGUGAAGUUGUUGGGGAGGCGAAUAGGGUACAGGGCCUUAGAGACGAGGCUGAAACAGAUGUGGGUGCGGAAAGGAGUAAUCAACAUCAUUGACUUAAGCAAUGACUAUUACUUGGUGGUAUUUUGGCAUGAGGAGGAUCAACAUGCUGCACUUACAGAGGGACCAUGGUUCAUCCAUGACCACUACUUGACAGUUAAGGAAUGGUGCCCGAAUUUUCAGCCAGCAAGUGACUCGAUCAAAGAGGUAGCGGUGUGGGUGCGAGUUACAUGUUUACCAGUUGAAUACUAUGAUAAGGAUGCACUGAGGUUUAUUGGUGAUAGAAUUGGUAAGACCGUCAAAGUGGAUAAGGCUACAAUAGCGCGCGAACGAGGAAAUUAUGCUAGGAUAUGUGUGCAGAUUUGGCCAUUACAAGGAGGGUUGCCAAGAGAAGAGCAGUAG